Messenger RNA from Coniophora puteana RWD-64-598 SS2, 850 nucleotides. RefSeq lists its product as uncharacterized. Gene Ontology annotation, biological process: tRNA wobble uridine modification. The transcript is spliced from 4 exons. The record is from RefSeq and is a predicted model, not a curated record. Gene Ontology annotation, cellular component: elongator holoenzyme complex. Bases 53 to 799 code for a protein of 248 amino acids. NCBI's taxonomy places the organism in Eukaryota, Fungi, Basidiomycota, Agaricomycetes, Boletales, Coniophoraceae.
AUCACAGUCAAAUCGUGAAUGCUAUCAUCGUCACUAACAGCAUCUCCGGACCAUGCUUCAGUUUCCUCCAGAUGACUUGCUUGCAUGCAGCAGGUUUUUCCUUUUGACCGACGAGAUCUCCGCACCCGCCGACUUCAUCUUGCAUCGGCUCCUUGCGCAAAAGUACAAGGCCAGCAAAGGAAGCAAGGUGAUCGUUCUGUCAACAUCGAGCGACCUAGACAGAUGGAAGACUCUGGCGAGCAAGUCUAACAUCAAUCUUGGGCAAUUGGCUACCAACGGCAGCUUCAUCUUUGUUGACCUUCUCAAUGAAGCUGUACUCCCAAUCUCUGAACCGUUCGGCAACGCCAUUACACGAAGUCUACGGCCACUUUACGAUAUGGUUGAAACUGAGUUAUCUGUCGCUGACGUCGACAACCGACCUCUCGUCAUUCUCGAUGAUGUCUCUUCUCUGGCAUGGCUCGGUUUCAGCACGCUUGAACUAAGUCGGUUUACCCGCGCAGUUUGGGCUAUCUGCAGAAAGUCCAACGCAUCGUUGGUGUGCCGAUAUCACAUACUCGACCCCGCCGAGCCCGAGUCUCUCUUCCAGAAGCUCCUGCAGCUGGCCUCCUAUCAUAUCGAAGUGAGGCCGUUGGCCAGCGGACGCAGCGGGGCAGUUAGCGGAGAAGUCUGCAUGCACCUUGGACCAUCUGAACCAUCCCCAGAUCUUCACCUAAUCUCUCGACAAGCUGCCGUACAGUACCGGCUAACGGAUAUUGGUUCUGUGUUCUUUGAGAAAGGUACUAGCGUAGGGGUAUUGUGAAAUCGACCGCUACAAGCACACUACACCGUAGAGUUACCAACGAAAACGGGC